This is a messenger RNA of Syzygium oleosum, 803 nucleotides long. RefSeq lists its product as uncharacterized. The transcript has 5 exons. The record is from RefSeq and is a predicted model, not a curated record. Lineage: Eukaryota; Viridiplantae; Streptophyta; Magnoliopsida; Myrtales; Myrtaceae. Bases 125 to 517 code for a protein of 130 amino acids.
CUCGCUCUUCUUGUAAAACACCAGGACAACCGUCACAGUUCGUCAGGCCACAAGCCCUCGUGGAAGCCCACCGCUCCGUCGCCGAGGUUCGAUACACGCGGCGGCAUUCGGAUUCCGACCGAUCAUGGCCGGAACCGGCGGCAGCCCUCCUCCUCCUCCUCCUCCCGGCCCUCUCCGCCUGCUCCUCUUCCUCCUCCUCUCCUCGCUUCUCGCGGCUCCGGCGGCCCUCGCCAAGUCCCGCUUCCCGAUCUCCGACAACGAGAUCAGGCAGAAGAAGAACGAGUGUUAUGCUGAUAUAGAGAGCGGCUUAUGGGGUUGGCAAUGCAAGUCUUCAAUGAUAGCAAAGGAAAAUUGUGCUUUGAAAUGCCUUUCUCCAACUUGUUAUGAGAUUGUCUAUGAAAGUGAUCCACUUGAAGAAGGAGAGAAAGACUUUACACGGGGCCAGGAAUACAAAUACUGCAUGCAUAAGUUAUCACUUGGAGAGAGCAUUGAAGGCAUCAGAGGAUCGUUUGAUUAAUUAGGCAACUUUGACAUCAUUUCAGAUCUAAUAUUCUUGGAGAGAGUUGGCUAUAAGCAAAACUUGUGGAUACCUUUGGCUAUGUUACUUCUGGCCCUGAUAUUGUGAUAGAGGGUAUGUUGGUUGUAGCAAAGUACACAAAAGAAAUCGGUCUGGGUUUCUUUAUGGAACAAAUGGUGUCGAUGAUAACUCAUGUAUCACUUUGUCUGGUCACAAAGGCACCAUGAUUGUAACCCGUUUGGUUCAGCUUUCGGCCUAGCAUUGGCCAAAUGCUAGCAUUUGGAAU